Molecule: messenger RNA, 2263 nt
Organism: Oryza sativa Japonica Group (Japanese rice)
Lineage: Eukaryota; Viridiplantae; Streptophyta; Magnoliopsida; Poales; Poaceae
Source: RefSeq, a predicted model, not a curated record
CCCGGGCGGCCGGCACGUUCCCUAAUCGCCCGAUCUAAACAAUACACAAAAAAGUCUCGACCCGUUUCGCCCCGACCGGUCGCCGCGCCACCACCCACUCCCCCUCAAACACCGGCGGUGGUCAUGCCGCCUCCGCCUCCUCCUCCGCCGCCGCCGCCGCCGUCUCCUCCUCGCCUUCCUCUCACCGCCCACCGCCUCCCUCUCCCGCCCGCGACCUCGCCCCCCGCCUCGCUCCUCCUCGCGCCGCGCCCUUCCCCCACCCGCGCGCUCGCGCUCCUCUUCCCGGACUCCUCCGCGCGCCUCCUCCCCUCCCUGCCGCCCGCCGCCUCGCUCCCCGCCACCGCCGUCCCCUCCCCGCUCGCCGCUGCCGCCUGCUUCGUGCUCCUGCUGCCCUCCUCCCACCUCCUCUUCCUCUCCGCGCACCCGUCCCCUUCCUCCCCCGCGGCCCACCUCCGCGCCUACUCCCUCGCCUCCGGCCGCUUCUCGCCCGCCCCGCUCUCCUUCAAGCGCCAGGCCUCCGCCUCGGGGCUGCCCCUGCACGGCCUCCCGUUCGGCCUCGGCGUCCGCCUCGCCGGCGGGGUCAACGCCGUGGCUCUGCUGUCCCUCUCCGCCGGGCAGAUCUGGGUGCUAGCCCCAGGGAUGGCUGCGGACGGGCGCACGGUGGAGCUGCACAAGUGCGCGGUCGUCGAGCUCGAGCCGUCGCGGCCGGUGUACGCCAUGGAGGUUGCCAUGGGGAGGCUGCUCCUCGGUGAGGCUGGUGGUUUGCGCGUGUUCCCGCUACAAGGCUUGAUGAAGAGUGGGAAAGAGAGGCAGGUGAGGAAGGAGGGUGCGGGGGCAGCAGUAAGGAAGAGCCUGCACAAGAAGAAUGGAAUUCGGAAUGGUUUUAUUGUGCCAAUUGGGCAUGGCGGUAGCGAGGGAGGUGGCAAACGAGAAGCUGUUUCCACUCGUAAGCUGGCAACUUUGAGAGUAAAACAGACUUCAGGGAGCUAUUUCUCUUUCUUUUCCUCAUGUAGUUCUGAGGAUCAUCAUAACUCACAAGGUGCCGUAGAAGUGAAAAAUGUAGUGAAAGUUGUUUCAAUCCGUCCUCUUUCCAAGGACAAGUUUUUGGUCCUUGAUUCAGCUGGAUUGUUACAUGUAUUCAGUCUUCAAAACAAAGAAUUGCUCUCAGAAGCUACUAGCAAGAGAUAUAGUGGAAAUCACACACACUGUUUGGAUAAUGCCAUGAAAGUGCAGCUAUUUGCUGUCUUUCCAAGUAGCUCUACAAAGACAGAAAUCUUUUGGAUUUCGGAUGGUGGGCAUUCCAUACACAUAAUGUCAGCACUUGAUGUUGAACCCCCCAACAGUGAUAAUGGAGGUGGUGAUGGAGAAAGAGAAUCAACAACCAUUAAGCUCACAGCUAUUGAAGCAAUCUUUACAAGUGAAAAGGUUCAGGACAUUGUGCCUAUCUCCAAGGAUUCAGUCCUUAUCCUUGGUCAAGGCAACAUGUUUUUGUAUGGAACUUCUUGAAUUUUGUUGAUUAUAUCAUAUAUUCGGUGGGAGAUGUGAAUGUUUGUCUAGAUCAUGAAUUUGCAGUUUCGAUGGGUUUUUGGCUGAAGACAGGUGUUGGAGAUUUUGAAGAAUGCAGUUGUUCACCUGUCUUUGAAGUCAUGAGUAUCAUUAGUCUUUAAUUUCAGUUAGCAGAUGAAAUACUCGAGACUUCAACAGCCAGCAAGAGUUGAAAGGUGCAGGCCGUUCUCCAUCUUGUCAACUGUCUGAAAGCAACAUUACAAAACUAUAGGUCUUUCAGCACAGUUCACAAGCCACAGCAACUUCUGAACAGGUGAAGCCAGAUUAUUCCCAGAAUACAACCACCCAGUUGUUUUUGCAUACACAUUUUGCGUGCCAGGACAACUGCAGUUCUGGUUGCGAUAUCUGGAAGAAGAUAAGGCUGCAAUCCUAUGCCCAGCUCAGCUGUUGUGGAACGUGGAUCAUCAUCAAGUGGGUCGGUUAUGAAGCUACAGGUUUGGUGCUCCACAAGGAGGUUGAUCAGUUCAGAGACUGGACCUUGAGUCCAUGGUGUCCUGGAGUUCAGCGAGUAUUUUCGUUCCAAGUGCCAGGCCCCGAGGACUUCAGAAACCAAUAAUGUAUUUGCCAUGUUCAAUGUCAGGUUUUCACAAUGCGCACGCUAGUACGGUGUGAGCUUGCAAACAUUUACCCGUUGUGCCUGUUUCUGAAAUCAAAAUCUAGUUAUUUGCCCCGUUUGGAAAGUUUAUUUGUUGGCUCA